Molecule: messenger RNA, 1184 nt
Organism: Orbicella faveolata
Lineage: Eukaryota; Metazoa; Cnidaria; Anthozoa; Scleractinia; Merulinidae
Product: putative protein 2
Cellular component (GO): lysosomal membrane
Source: RefSeq, a predicted model, not a curated record
CGUGCAACUGACUUGGCAUCCUUCACAAGCAACUGUGAGCAAAUUGUGCAAAGAGAAGAGCAGUUCUGUUUAAGAUGUCAGUGUAUGUAUGAAGCCAGGAACACAACCCUCAUAAAGGUAGUGAUUAUCUUCAUUAUUGUUGUUAUUGGAUUUCUGCUAGUCUACCUCUUAUAUCUGUUUAUUGAUUCCAAGCGGAAACCAGUUGUGUUAAGUGUCACAGCAGAUGAGGUACAAGAAAGAUUGCGUCUUAGACCAGGGGGAAGAAGUAUUAGAAACUUUGAUGAAAAGUUGGCCAAAUGGAAAAGAACAGUUGCUGAGCAGAGGAAAAACAUUUAUGAUACAAGAACCAUGCUGAGUUAGAUAAUCAGAAGGAGAUAAGGUUGAUGUUAUGGUGUUCAUGUUUUAAAAUGCAUACAUUUGCAGUGGCAUGGUGUAGAUAUGGUGAUAAUGAUGAUGUAACAUGUAUAGCCAGAGUCAAUACUACUUCUUAUUUAUUCCUACCUUUUUUAGCUUGUUCUUUGUUUCAACUGUUGGUAAAAUGAUUGCAGUGUCAACUGUAAUUGCAGGCUCUUUGUUACCCCAUCUGGGGUAGUAAGAUGCGAGGAAAGAAACUGAUAUAGACACUGGAAGUACGUAACAGUGCAACCAGUGGAGCUGUUUGCUAUAUUUUCAUAAGACAGCCAGAGGACUAGCAGUCAUAAGUAGAAUUCUACUAGUAUACCAAUGCAAAUACUGCAAUGUGAUGAUUUGAUUGAUUGAUUGAUUGGUUGAUUGACUGAGCUCUAUUGUACAAAAUUAGUCACCAGUGUGCAGUGGUGGAUGUUCUCUACAAACUGGCAACUUUUUCUUGUGUCUCUUACUUUAAAAAGAAAUCUCAAAAUUGUUGAGUGAACUGAUGAGGUUGCAAGCACUGCUGCAAGUUUCAAUUGAUAGUUCAGUCUGCAUGUGAUUUUGCUUUAAAGUCAUACUGCUUAAAAUGAAGAUUAAACUACUGGAAAUCAUAAUUUAAAUGAAAUUAUAAUCAGUUUGAAUGCUAUAAGAACAAACUAGAAAUAGUAAGAAUAAACAAUUUCUAUGAAGGGGAUAGUUAAUUCGACCCUCGGUCACUAUUGAGCUCAUAAUCAAAAGGUCAAUUAGUUUACAGAUACAAAUAACUUACCCAUUAUUAAUUAGGUCAGAAUUAU